Carassius auratus (goldfish) is the source of this 3691-nucleotide messenger RNA. RefSeq names its product calcium-binding mitochondrial carrier protein SCaMC-3. Gene Ontology annotation, molecular function: calcium ion binding. Lineage: Eukaryota; Metazoa; Chordata; Actinopteri; Cypriniformes; Cyprinidae. Gene Ontology annotation, biological process: transmembrane transport. Bases 671 to 2116 code for a protein of 481 amino acids. The record is from RefSeq and is a predicted model, not a curated record. The transcript is spliced from 10 exons.
AUUAUUGACUUUAUUGCAGUUCAAACAUCAGAAACAUCUAAGUUGGGCGUGCGCAAAGUGUGCGAGGGGCGCCACAAGACGAACCCAGAAAAAAAGACCGACGCCAAAGCCAGUGAAUAAUUUGCACAAUCCAAUAAAAUGAAUCGAAUCGUAAACCUCGUGCAAGCAGCAGAGCGUUCAGCUGCUGAGAUCUCCGUCGCGCUGCGAUGCGGUAACCGAUGCAGGCGGCGCGCAUGCCCUUCAUAUGAUCCGAGCCCAGAACAGCACGUUUUUAUAGGAGAGAGUUGAUGGACCUGGGUUUGAGAGAACCGACGGAACAGACAAGGGGAUUAUUAUUCUAGCCAGAGGGGCAGAGGUUUAAUACUUCCCGGAUUAACUCUGCCGUAAUCGGCACGGGCUUCAGUGGAGCAGCGCACCGCCGGCUGACACUGCGCGCCGCUGAAACGCUUCUUAAAUCAUACACUUCUGCAGGACUCUGACAGGUGAACGAGGAGGCAGUUUUCUUUUUAUUUACCUCAAUCUACAAACCCUCAAACUGGUCUUUGCUGAAGAAGUAGGCCUACCUGUAUUCGGGAGGUAGGAUGUAGUUCUUCUUUACAUAAUAUUUGUGCUCUGGCUGCUCUGAUUCUCGAGAACAAAUCUGCACCAUAUUCACCGAGAGCUGUUUCAUAUGGGCGAAGCGAGAAGUCGGGUCCCUUCGUGUUGGAUAUGGGCUCGCUGUCAAGAUAACGGUGUGUCCGAUCCAGAGCGGGAGAAACGAUGGGCCGAGCUCUUCGAUCAGCUGGAUCUAAAUAAAGACGGGAGGAUCGAUGCGAAUGAGCUGCACACCGGAUUAAGCGCCUCUGGGCUCGUUCGCAGUGAGGUGGACGAGAUCAUACGUGUUAGUGACACCAAUCACGAUGGCCAGCUGGACAUUAAGGAGUUCACACAGUAUCUGCGCACGCACGAGAAAGAGCUCAGACUCAUGUUCCACAGCCUGGACCACAACAACGAUGGUCACAUAGAUGUUGCAGAAAUCCAGCUCUCCUUGCGCAGCCUCGGAGUGAACGUAUCUACAGAGCAGGCCUCCAGAAUCCUGCAGAGCAUAGACAGAGAUGGCACUAUGACCAUUGACUGGAACGAGUGGCGGGACCACUUCCUGUUUAACCCCUUGCGCAAUAUGGAGGACAUCGCCCACUACUGGAAACAUUCUCUGAUGUUUGACAUUGGGGAGCAGCUGACGGUGCCGGAUGAGUUCUCGGAGAAAGAGCGGCGUUCAGGUGUGGUGUGGAGACAGCUAGUGGCCGGGGCAAUGGCAGGAGCCGUCUCGCGAACGGGAACUGCUCCUCUCGACCGUCUUAAAGUUUUUCUUCAGGUCCAUGGCUCCAGUGGUGGGAGUUUGUUGGGUGGUUUGCGGGGAAUGGUCCAGGAAGGGGGAUUGAGGUCCCUUUGGAGAGGCAAUGGCACCAAUGUCCUCAAAAUUGCCCCAGAAUCAGCUAUCAAAUUCAUGGCUUAUGAGCAGAUCAAAUGGCUGAUCAGAGGCAGUAAGGAGGGUGGAUCUCUAAGAGUCCAGGAACGCUUCAUUGCUGGUUCACUGGCAGGAGCUACAGCUCAGACCAUCAUCUACCCCAUGGAGGUGUUGAAGACACGUCUGACCCUCCGGAAGACAGGACAAUAUGCUGGCAUGGCAGACUGUGCCAAACAGAUACUGCGUAAAGAAGGAGUGCGCGCAUUCUACAAAGGCUAUGUACCCAACACACUUGGAAUCAUCCCGUAUGCUGGCAUUGAUCUGGCUGUCUAUGAGACUCUAAAGAAUGCUUGGCUACAGCGCUACUGCAUGGGCUCAGCUGAUCCUGGCGUCCUGGUGCUUCUUGGAUGUGGCACUGUGUCCAGCACCUGUGGGCAGCUGGCUAGUUACCCGCUGGCUUUGAUCCGCACACGCAUGCAGGCUCAGGCCUCAGCAGAUGGUGCUCCUCAGCUCACGAUGGUUGGCCAGUUCAAACACAUUGUGUCCCAUGAAGGCGUUCCUGGACUUUACCGUGGCAUUGCCCCCAAUUUCCUCAAAGUCAUUCCUGCUGUUAGCAUCUCUUAUGUGGUUUAUGAGCAUAUGAAGAAAGCACUGGGAGUGGGAUCUUAAACUAAGACAGAAUCAGAAUGAAAAAAAGGAAAUAAAAUUGCUCCUGCUUUAAAAAGAGGACGAUGAAACUUCUGGACCUCAUAAGAUGAGCCUUAGGGAGGCACAGAGGACCCCUAGAGAACAGAAUAAGGAAGACAUAGUCAAUGAAUGUCCUAAAAACCUCUAAAUUGUAUGCAAUCAGAUUCCCAUGGCAAUUUAUACUUUAAUAGGAUGGACAGAAAGCUUUGGGCUGAGUAUAUUCAGAGUGCUUCUCUGUGACUGGCAGCUCUCUGGUUUAUUGUACACUGUUUACCUGCUGUUUCACAUAAAUAACUUCUUAUCUGCAAAGGUGGACACCACUGAAUAGUACUUGUAAUUCCCGCUGUGAUAAAUGUGGGGUGAUUGUGUAAUCAAAGAUACCUAAAGACAGGGAGUGCUGGUGACAUUGGGCCUAUUGCAGUAUUUGUAGGAAGAUUAACAAGUUAUAUAUAUAUUUUAAAUGAAAACCAAAGUUUCCCUUCUAAAACUGACCAAAAUGUCGAAGAAGGUGUAUUAAUGCACACAUGGGAAUGGGAUACUUUCAAUAUAUUUUAACGUUUUAACUGAUGUUUCAUAACAUUUACAAAUGAUUUAUAAAUGGUAAAGCAUGUUUCAGCAGGGAUUGUACAGCUCAUAUAUUUUUGCAAAGGUCAGUGAGAGGUAAGCAUGUUAUUUGCUACACUUUAAUGAUUUAAUAGGAUUUGUUCUGUUAAAUUGAUUGUAGAAUUUAUAUCUUAAACUGACUUGUGAUGUUAUUUUAUGACAUCUAUGCUGCUUUGCUACCUUUUUACAGUUUGAGCCUUCUCUGAUAUUUCAGUCUCCGUUAUUAAAGCGUAGAGUGAAAUACAGGAUUUAGUGUUAAAAUGGUAAAUUAUAUAAAUAACUGCCUUGAACAACUUGCAAAUGGGGCAUUGACAAGGGUAUUAGAUGAAAAGGGGAGUUUAUUAUAAAAUUUGGAUACUUUGUGUUUAUUAAGGAAUUUGCUCUGGUGAAUGCUGAAUAAUGUGUCUGAAAGUAAUUUCUAAAUCUAUACACAAAGGGCUUUUGAGCCACAUGUAGUGCAUGAAAGUAAGUGAUCUAAGUAGUUUUGCAAUUUGCAUGUUUUACGUGUUUCAAAAGCUCAAAUCAAUAUCAGAAAUAUGCAAAGCACUGUUAUAUUUAAAGUUGACAAGAAAUGUGUUUAACAUAAAUCAUAACUGCUGCUACCUGACUCUGUUUAUCUGAAACACAUUAUUCAUAUUUUUUUAAUCAGCUGAACUGGGGUGUGUUUCCCAAAAGCAACUAUGGUCGCAAGUUCCGGCAUUACCAAUAGAUUUCAGUGGAACUAACUACCAUAGUUAGCUAACGAUACUUUUGGGAAACGCUCCCCUGUUUAGAUGCAUCUGAUGCAUAUUUUGCUGAAUCCGAAUAUAAAAAUGCCUGCCUUUAAUUUUGAGUAUGAAAUAUGGUUUUGGUUAUAAAUACUGUUUGCAUGAAUUUAUUUGAGAAAUGGCUUAGAAAGUAAUUAUAUAUAUAUAUAUAUACACACACACACACACACACACACACACACACACA